GGAGGAAAAAGAGGAGGAGGAGGGCGGCUCGGGAGGGGCCGGCGGGUGGUGGGGGCGCGGUCCCAUAAAGGGCUCGGCGCCAGGCCCGGCCCUGCAGUGUCGUGAGCGGCGGAGCGCGGUGCGGGCAGAUCAAGAUGUCUAAAAAAAUCCAUGGAGGGUCCGUUGUGGAGAUGCAAGGAGAUGAAAUGACAAGGGUCAUCUGGGAAUUAAUUAAAGAAAAGCUGAUUUUUCCUUAUGUAGAUCUGGAUUUGCACAGCUAUGACUUGGGCAUUGAGCAUCGUGAUGCUACAAAUGAUAAAGUGACUGUGGAAGCUGCUGAAGCCAUAAAGAAAUAUCACGUUGGCAUCAAGUGUGCCACCAUCACUCCUGAUGAGAAGAGAGUAGAAGAGUUCAAGCUGAAGCAGAUGUGGAAGUCUCCUAAUGGGACCAUUAGGAACAUCCUAGGUGGAACAGUCUUCAGGGAAGCCAUUAUCUGCAAGAACAUACCCCGAUUGGUGUCUGGAUGGGUGAAACCCAUUGUCAUUGGCCGUCAUGCUUAUGGGGAUCAAUACAGAGCAACUGAUUUUGUGGUACCUGGGCCUGGAAAAGUAGAGAUGACAUACACUCCAGCAGAUGGAGGCAAACCAGUCACCUAUCUGGUCCAUAACUUUGAAAGCUGUGGAGGUGUAGCCAUGGGAAUGUACAACCUUGACCAGUCUAUCAAGGAUUUUGCCCAUAGUUCCUUCCAAAUGGCGCUGUCUAAAGGCUGGCCCCUCUAUAUGAGCACCAAGAAUACCAUCCUGAAGAGAUAUGAUGGCCGCUUUAAAGACAUCUUCCAAGAGAUCUAUGACAGAGAAUACAAGUCCCAGUUUGAGGCCAAGAAGAUCUGGUAUGAACAUCGGCUCAUUGAUGAUAUGGUUGCUCAGGCCCUAAAAUCUGAAGGAGGCUUUGUCUGGGCCUGCAAGAACUACGAUGGGGAUGUGCAGUCUGACUCUGUUGCACAAGGUUAUGGUUCUCUGGGCAUGAUGACCAGCGUACUGAUCUGCCCUGAUGGCAAGACUGUUGAAGCAGAAGCUGCACAUGGCACAGUUACUCGUCACUACCGCAUGCACCAGAAAGGCCAAGAAACCUCCACUAACCCUAUUGCUUCCAUCUUUGCAUGGACAAGAGGAUUAGCUCACAGAGCUAAACUGGAUAACAACACUAGCCUCAAGACCUUUGCAACUGCCCUGGAAGAAGUGUGCAUUGAGACCAUUGAAUCAGGUUUCAUGACAAAGGACCUUGCUGCUUGUAUCAAAGGCCUACCUAAUGUCACACGUUCUGACUACCUGAGCACCUUUGAAUUCAUGGACAAGCUUGCUGCAAACCUGAAGGGGAAGUUGGCCUCCCUGCCUAAACUUUAAGGCUUGGGUUCUACAUGGGAUCUGCAAAGAAAUUUCCACUUCAGCUGCAGUCUAUGUCACACUACAUCACCAUAGUGUAACAUUUCAAAUACUAGACAAAAAUGAGUAUAAAAGUUUUUAAGAUGUUUAAAAUAUACUUUUUUUUUUUUUAAAUCUCUUGAGCUGCCAGUUUAAGUCUUACUUUGCUAAGGAGCUGAAUGUAAUACUAUUCAAGCUCCUUGUGGGCCUAGAUUCCUUAUGUCAUUUUGAGCAAACCUGAGAUUCCUCUCUCAUGACUUUAUGAGGAUUUCUUUCUUCUCAAACUGGAAGUCAGUCUAUGUCACACCUCUGGUCAAACCAGCAGUGACUUACUGGCCAGCAGACCUGAGAAAUCAGAAACAUCCUUAUUGCUCCAGUACUGUCCACUGAGUAUAAGUGAGCUCACAGGACUGUAACAGCUCUACCACAGCCCCUUUCUUAAUGUACUUUUCAGUGCCAGCUACAGCACAGUACCCUGAUAACAAGAAAUUUGCUAAGCCAAAAUUAGCAUCUGAGAAAAAGCACUUAGUAAAUGCUGCAAACAAAUCCUAUAGGCUAAAAGCCUAAUGAAACUGCAGCAGUAUCCUAAAUGCAGGCUGUGCAUUUAGAUAUAUUUUUCCUGACUGAAUGCAAAUCAUAGGAACUGUUCUGUCUGCCCCUUCCUGCGCAAUUCAUUAAGGUGCAGAAUGUUUCUCCAGUUGUCUGAGGUAUUACAUACACUUGUUGUGAUACAGCAAGUCAGCUUAUUGACUGUGAAGAACUAUUCCAUCCUUUUUUUGUUGUGGUUUUUCUUUUUUUUUUAAAGAAUAAUUCAGUUUAGACUAAAAUAAAAGCCAACUAACAUUC
Molecule: messenger RNA, 2246 nt
Organism: Coturnix japonica (Japanese quail)
Lineage: Eukaryota; Metazoa; Chordata; Aves; Galliformes; Phasianidae
Gene: IDH1
Product: isocitrate dehydrogenase (NADP(+)) 1
Biological process (GO): isocitrate metabolic process; NADP+ metabolic process
Cellular component (GO): mitochondrion; cytosol; peroxisome
Molecular function (GO): NAD binding; isocitrate dehydrogenase (NADP+) activity; magnesium ion binding
Source: RefSeq, a predicted model, not a curated record